Molecule: messenger RNA, 1237 nt
Organism: Chlamydomonas reinhardtii
Lineage: Eukaryota; Viridiplantae; Chlorophyta; Chlorophyceae; Chlamydomonadales; Chlamydomonadaceae
Exons: 5
Coding region: 112-603 (163 amino acids)
Source: RefSeq, a predicted model, not a curated record
UCAAACUGCACACGCUUUCUCUGUAGCUCUCGCUGCCGACUUCCGCAACCAGCUGGCGCUCACAGCGGCAGCACCCUCAGCUUAGCGAUCACAAGCCGCCCCCCAACGACAAUGGCCGUCGACAUGAUUUCGCGGCCCAUCUACGACCGCAAGUACAGUCCGCUGCGCCGCCUGAGCUGGGCCUGGCGCUCGCUGGCGACCUACGCCUCCUUCAUCACCUGGCUGUUCUCGACACCGUGGCUCGCGGUGCGCCAGCUGGCGCCCAACAACUUCCAGGACACCCUGUCCGAGAUGGAGCGCUCCUUCCUGGACUUUGUGACGCCCUUCGCCAACUUCGCCCAGGACACCUCCUACAAGGCCUUCAGCAUCGCCGACUCCACCAUCGACUGGACCAUCAACACUGCGAGCCACAUCUACCAGAACAACCUCAAGGGCUUCGAGCACACCUUUGACCACUUCCUCAACAACGUGGAGCACCGCGUGCGCAUCCUCAAGGACGACGGCUUGUCGGGCAUCGGCAAGGCGCUGUCCUACGACGUGCACACGCCCCUGAUCCAGAAGACUCCCCUGGCGCACACCACCCUCGGAGAGAAGCUGUCGUAAACUAGUCUGGGUGCAGAAGGGGCUGCCACAAGGAUGGCAAUAGGAUGGAGGAUUGGAGCGGGUACCUGCAGCUGCAGCUUCCUGUGUGUAAGGCAGGGCGCCUGAGGCUUACUGACAGGAGGUGACCGGCACAGCGUGCCGGGUGGCCUGGAUGGUGAUGGUGGUGGGUGUGAUGGGUGUGGUGGCCUGGACACGGCACAGGCCCGGGACAAUCAUGUUGUGUGUUGAGUGCAUCGAGAUCUCCGCGGGAUGCAUAGGUGCCAGUGAUGACAGCCUAGGCCGGUGUUGCUGUUGAUGGUGGGCUUGGCGGUGCUGAUGGCCAUGGUGGCGGUGGUGGUGAUGCAAUGUAGAGCCGGCCGGACCCCGAACCAGACCCGGUGCUCUGGCGCAAUGUGCCCGCUUGCGUGCCAGCGGUGGGCUGAUGAUUGGUGGUCCUGCAUGGUGUGGGCGUGUGCUUGGCAGGCACAGUGGCAGAUGCUGCAGGGCAGGGCAGCGGGCAGGUUGUGGGCGGCCAUGAAGGCAGAUGUUCACGCACGUGCACGCUUCCACUGUCGUAGAUGAGCAGACGCCGCCUUACCUGUAGCUUCGUGUACGUGAGGCGAUCCGACAACGCACGUCAUCCUAAUUCUGUCCC